Acipenser ruthenus (sterlet) is the source of this 6921-nucleotide messenger RNA. Its product is annotated as dysbindin domain-containing protein 1-like. The transcript is spliced from 4 exons. The record is from RefSeq and is a predicted model, not a curated record. Gene Ontology annotation, cellular component: cytoplasm. Gene Ontology annotation, biological process: negative regulation of protein kinase activity. Lineage: Eukaryota; Metazoa; Chordata; Actinopteri; Acipenseriformes; Acipenseridae. The coding region runs from base 745 to 1350 and encodes 201 amino acids.
GGAGACAACUGAAGAAUCUAUUUAAGAGAUCAUGAUUGGGUUGAGACCAGUCAAUCAGUGUAUUGUCCAAUGCUAAACAAGAUGCUGCUUUGGCUGAAAAAGCUUUAAAAAUGGUACCGCCAUAUCUGACCAAGAGAUCAACAAUGUUAAAUGAGUCCAGUUCUUGUCGUCGGUGAACAUAAACUUCACAAAGGACAUCGCGAGAAACAGAAAAUGCAAGCACAAAUUCUCCAAGAGUGAGCCGAGGAUCCUGAGAUUUUAGAGUAACAGACAGAUCUCCACCGUCAACUACCCUGUGAUCCAGAAAUUCUGAAGUUGCAAUAAGUAUUGAAACUAAAUUAACGUCUUUACCAUGACGAUAUUGUGUCUCAGUUGAGGAAAGAUAGAGUGGCGGUGAACUACUGAAGCAGAGGAGGAUCCUGAACUACAGGCAGUUGAUAGAGUGAAGAUUGGCAGCACGGGGGCAGGUGUGGGCAUGGCUGAAGCAGCGGGAGAGGCGAGUGCUGCUGCUGGUGUCCCUGAUGAGGAUGAAAUGGCUGCUGGUUCCAAGCGAGUGAUUCUGUUAUCAAGCACAUCCAGGCGAUCAGAUACUGUAGAAAUUAUGGUGGAAAGAGGAUGAAUGAGUUGCUUGAUAUCGUUAAAAAUCUGAUAACGCAAAUCGGAGGAAAGAUCAGAUGAAAUUGAAAACUCUCUUCAUAGACUUUUGAGGAGGAAAGACAGACUCGGCUGAUAUGGAUUUGCAAUAUGAAACAAAUAAAGCAGCCCGAUCGCUUCCUGCUUCAAGGGCAAUCCUUUUUUGAAAAGAGCUUUCACGAGUUUGCAAAUUUCUUUGAAAGUUUUUCUGGUGGAUUGUUGAAGGAAGACAACCAGAAGGAAAGAGAAAUUCUUCAUCUGAGUCAGAUGAAGAUGAAAGCUGCCCUGGAACUGAACAAAGAUGCUCUAAACCCACUGAAAGCUUCCGCCUCGGGUGACCUGAAAACAGACGUAUCCCACAAUCCUUUAGGAGAAGAGGAAGGCGGGAUCCCCUUUCCCAACUCUGGUCUACUGCAGGUGGCAGAAAGAAGACAGCCCCUGAGCAGCGUGUCCUCCCUGGAGGUGCACUUUGACCUGCUGGACCUCACCGAGCUCACGGACAUGUCCGAUCAGGAGCUGGCUGAAGUGUUUGCCGACUCUGAUGAAGAAAACCAAAACGAAUCUCCAGCAACUCUGCACCAGCCCCCCCUCCCUCGCGGAGGAUACCUGCGCUCGCCCUCGUGGACCAGAACCAAAGGAGAGCACAGGCGGGACCGGAAGAGCCUGACCAGUGAGUCUGAGCAGCUCCUGGAUACCGACAGGCCCAAGAAGCCCUGAGCCACAGACACUCACCUGCCUGGACUCUGACACCAAUACCAAGCGAUAAAUCUGUGGUGAUAAAGAGAAAUGGUAGAUGGAUGCUGUGCACUGUAAUCUAAAGUAGGCAACUUAUGAGUGAAUACACCACUAUUUUAUUUUAUUUAAAAAGCCUGUGGGAGGGGUUGAGUGGAUGAAUGUUUUGCCUUAUUGCACAUUAGGUAUUGGCAGAAAUCCAAUUAAAAUGAACAUGCGUGGAUAUAAUAAUCCAGUCACAAGUGGAGGUUUACAGAGUCAAGAUCAUCCUCUCAUGUGAGAACAUUAUAGAAUUGAAAGCAACCCUUAGCUACAUUUUUUAAGCACUUUUGCAGACAUUGUUACAUUUUCAGGAACUGCACUCAUGACUGUGGUCUCACCAAUGGCAGAUGAUCCAUUGCACUCAUUCACUGUAACAUACUCUUAAAACCAAAAGCCUGUAUUUGUCCUGCUUUGAAAAUACUCCUACUUUCUAAUGCUAUCCUAUGACCUGGUGGGGGGGGGGUGUCAAUAGAAUGAAACCGGAAUGUCACUUCCAUUUACUUUCUUUGCUUUUGUUGUGUGUUUGUACUGAGACACAACCAGUCUGGUUUUCGUAAAUAUUUACAAGGUGAUUAGUAGUUUGUGCAACACCGUCAAAGCAUCGCAGGGGUUGGAGGUCACGGGGGAUGAUAUGUGCGGAAAAAAGGUCUGUGGUGGAGACACCAGAUGGUUGUUCAGUAAUGUCAACAAUGAAGUGCAAUUGAAGACAAUGCAAAGUGACAAAAUGUUGUGCCAACCCCCCUGUACAAUAGCUGCCAAUGGGAUCAGCAGAUAAAAUAGCAAUGCUUCACCAAUAAAACAUUAAACACUGUGAAUUGUAAAGUCAAUAACAAAUUCAAUAGAUAGAAAAUAAAUGUUAAAUACAGAGUGUAAAUAAGAGUGUUUUUAGUUUAAAGGUUUGGGAGGCCAAUGCUAUAAGUUGAGUUUUCUGGGAGUAAUGACCUAGACGUUCUGGGAGACUUUGAAGGUGUGGCAGUUUCUGGUACGAAAGACCACUAUUGCUCCGCUUACAGAGACUGGCUCUAAGAGAUUGGUAGUGAGUUGACAUCCCAUCCAAAACAUUACUGUAGGUAACUAAGUAAAAGAGGAACCUCAGGGUCCUUGAAUGGCUUACGUGGUAAAUGCAUGUCUGUGUGGCGUGCAGGGGGAGUCAUAUAGUCAGGGGAGCGCAGGUUCACGUCCCGUCUCAGGCAGACAGAGGCAGGUAGCUUGCAGACAACCACUCUCGAGUUCCUGGAGGUAAAGAAGCAGUUGCCUUGGUCGUGGUAUCAAAGGACGCCCACAGACCUUCAGAUUUCCUGAGCUGUUGUGGGGAAUCUCUGCAGUGAGGGGAAAAAAUGAUUGGAUGUUCCAAACUGGGGAGAAAAUCAGGGGUAAAAUAAUUGGGCACUGUAAAUGUAUAGAAGAACAUGAGAAAUCUCAUUAUAAGUCGUAAUAAUUCAGUUCUCAUUGAUGUAUGGUAAUGGUGCACCCAGAGGUAAUGAAAGAGAGCUGAUUGAAUGCAAUUCAAGUGGGCCAGUAAUAGUGUGCAAAGUCCCUUAUUUUCAAAGAAAUCAAAAAAGAAUCCAAACUUUUAAUUAAUAGCAUCCCUGAAAUGAUUCAAAUAGUUUUGUUUUUUUUAACAGUCAAGCACUAGCUGUACUGCAGAUGGUAUUUGUAUUCAUUAGCUGAGCUUAAAGGAGGCAAAAACGGAGACAUCUUUUCUUUUGCCUCAACUGGAAUACUGCUUGAUGAAGGCAUUUUCACAAAUGGCGUCAGAACACAAGGCUUUCAAGUACAAGCAAGCUUCAAAAACACAAGGGAUCUCAUAAAACUGAACCACAAUACUAUAGCGCUUCACAGAAACAGUGCUUCAGUACUGAACUUGCUCAUGAGCUCCUCCAAGGGUAAUAACAUAAAGAAAUUAGGGUUUAAAUAAACUUUCACUAUUGUCCAUGGAAUAAACCUACCAAUAAACAGCUGAAUCAAGCUGAAUCAAGCUCUGAAUUUGCUUUGCAAUGCAUUGUAAUUUGAAACAGUUUGAUUCAGACAGUAAGGAGGUUAAUAUUUUAAACAAUAUUCAUGUAGAGGUGAAUAUGAAAUAAAUCAUUCAAUAUUAAAACUCUUUAAACAGAUAUAUGCCAUAUACAACCAAACCUGCCAACACUGUGUUGCUGUUAAUAUACAGGUAAGACAGUAGAGACAAAGGGCAUGAUUCUGCAUAAUUCCACUGCUCAUGACAUAUGUAAAUCGAAUGACAAAAUCUGCACAUAGGUAUGGUAUUAACAGACAGCUCAGUGCUUCAUUGAGAGAGAAAAAAUUCAGAAGGCGGCCUGUAACUCCCUCGGGAUUUGAUCCCACAUGAGUUCUUUGGCAUUCCAGUCAUUAUCUCCAUGGAAAUGGACCAAAUAUGCACAAUAACAGUUGUUUUGCCCGUAUGGCCAAAUCUUUCUUAAUUAAAGGAAUGAUAACCAAGCAUUUCAAAUCAAUUUUCUUACCUUUUGUAAGCACUUGCAACAGUAUAACUGUUGUUUUUUUUUUUUGCUCUUUGUUUUGUUACACUUCCUUCUUCCUGCUACAAUAUCACUUCCUGUGGUAAAAGGUGGUCUGGCCAAAGGGCUUCACUAUAGUACACAUAUUGUUUUUUCAAGUAAAAUAGAGACGUUCUAGAUGAGCUGAAGUUGAGAUUGUAUCAUUUCAUAUUGCACAUUUGAAUACAUAUCGUUGGUGUAAAAUCUUGGUUUCCCUUCAUGUUCUAUGAAUUGGUCAUGCUAUCUACAGCAACAUCGCAUGAAUAAUGUAUAGCCCUUUAUAUCCAUAGCUUUUUAUUUUUAAAGAUUAAAAAAAAGAAAUAAAAAAAUAGAUAGCAUACAUUUCAGAGAUCAAUAACAAACAGUAUUUGCAUAAUAUACAGUAUUGCACAAUAAGCAGCCAUUUAAGCAAGCAUAUAAAUGGGCAUAGAGAAAUUAGCUGAAAUGGCAACAAGUGGUGCACAAAUAAAAGGAGGUUUGCAAUAUUUAAGAUUCACGAUUAUACAUGUAGCAGCAGACGCAGUCCCUGUUUGUACACAAUGUACUGGGGUCGGGGGUCAAAUCUUGACGGGUCAAGCUGGGAUUUAGUUUUGCUGGAACCCUUUGACCAUUACUAGGAACGAGGUAACACAAUUAAUAUGUUUUUUUUAAUUUUUUUUAUCUGGAUUAAAAGACCAUGGCACAGCAAUCUGUCAAGGAAACCAUAAAAUAAGAUCGACAAUAGUGCAGGUGCAACUAGUUACACAGAGCAGUUUGAUGGGCAUGUGCAGUGACCUUGCCCCUUCCUCGAUGGAGCCUCAGACAGUGAUCUAUUUGGAAUUUAACAUAAACCAUUGACAACAGAAGCACAUGUUCAGACGGUCAGCUUUUACAUGACACCUGCAUGGAGGCAAGGUGAAAGCUGAAUAAUCCACAGGGGAAUGUUCUUUUUGCUAAAGCUGUAGGGCUGGAAUGUAAUGUGUUUCAGAGAUCUGGAUAGAUCAGAUGAAGCAGACAGCAGCAGGUGCAGUUCUGUUUGCAGCCGUCACAUAGAUUAUAUCAGUAUAGGGAAUUCUCUACCAUAAGCUACAAGAUGCUAGAAAUUCGAUCUGCAUCUCCAUCUGUCAAACAUGUUGUAGAUAAAUGUGGUGAGGAAUGUGUGCUCGAGUGAGGAACACUUUUCACGCAGACCCAUUUAAUCUGAAAUAUCCUUGUCAUUGUUGAACUGGAUUGACAGGGAAAGACAAAGCAAGGAGGUCCACAUCCAAGUUGUAUUAGCAAAAUAUGUUUACAGCCAGACCAUAGUUUGAACAACUCCCCAAAAAACAAUGUAAGUUUUCUUAGUGCACUUAUUACUGCAAAUUUACAAGUAGUGUGGGUUGCUGUAUUCUAGCACAUAUAAAUGGACUUGUUUUCCAGAAUGGCCCAUAUUGUCAUCAUUUUUCCUGGUUCUGGAAGCACCUUACCAACCAAGAAGCAGUCCUCUGUCAGACACCUGUAAGAUCUGCCGUCUUGUCCAUCUUGAUUGAAACAGACUAGCAACAAAGAUAUAUAACCAUGUACAUAGAGUAAGCACUGUAGCUACUGUAUACUCUCUUAUGUGCACUGGAAAGCAGAAAUGACUGAUUUACUAUAUAUAUAUAUAUAUAUAUAUAUAUAUAUAUAUAUAUAAACAAAAACCUGGAUUUAAAAACAGUUAUUCCAGGACUGGUGAAAGGCACCACUAUGAUUCUCUUGCAUCACGUUCAGGAAAUCAGAUAUAUAUUUGGCCAGCAGUUCCUAAAAAUGAGCUUUCCCUGAAAAACUUUGGCUUGUAUAUUUUAAUGACUUGAUUACUUAUGGUAAAUCAUACUGUAGUUCGUGACUCUCCAUUGUUGUACCUCUUAAAGAGCAUGAAUGUUUAUAAUUAAGGAAUUAAAACAUGUUGACCAGAGUAGAGAUGGAAGUCUAGGAAUGACAAACAACAAAACAUGCAGCAUGAGAACAAAUUGCUUGUCAAGUUAUCUGAUUAUCAGGUAUCAAAUUAGGUGAUUGUUGCUGCGGUUUCUUGUUGUUUUACAGUUCAACAAAAAAAAAAAAAAACUGAUAAACUAUUAUAUUGCGUAAAUGUGCCUUAGGUGCCGAAAAAUAAUGUGUCCAUAAAAAAAAGUUGAAAGACAAAUACGCUUAAAUUUUUUUUAUUUAUGAGCUUAUCAACAUUAUUAGUUGUUGUUUACAAAACACAACUAUGUACUUGGCUGAAGUGCAUAACUUUGAGAGUUCCAAAGGUUUAAUAGGAAGGGCUUGUUUAAAUAUAACUCUGGUUUAGUGCUGCGUGAACCGAUUAUUCAGAUUAUGCUCUCUGCAGAAAUCAGGUCGUUGGUGUUGGUUGGGCUAAUUUACCAUUUAAAGUUCUACAAAAGAAGAAACAGCUGCUUGGAUGUGUGAUGAUUGCUGCUUUUCUUAGAUUCUGUGAAGAACAGCAGUCCACAUCCAAGCAGCUGCUUCUUCAGUUUGUAAUAUUAGCCCAGUCAACAUCAAUGAUCCUCACCUGUACAGAGCUUGAGUUGAACAAUCGAAUAAUCAGUUUGUGCCGCUUGACCUGGUUAUUAAUUAACAGCACUUAAAUAUACAGUAUAUACCUUGUCAGGGACUAUGUUCUAUUGUGGGUUACAAUAUGUACUUUAGUACAAUAAUUUAACAAAAUGCAGUUUGCUGUAGUGUUAUUUUCAGCUGGGUUGUCUUGCAAUUCUGUAAUGUUUUCCAGAAUCAAUUAAAAGAACAAAAAACUGACUUUUCAUUGCUAAACUCGAGUCAGACACCCUACCCGAGAUUCUGUCAUUAAAAUUACUGCUCCACCUGGAAUGCGCUACCUUUACACUUAUAAGUAUACCAUGGCAAGACUAUGUCUACACAGACAUACACUCAUAUCAUAUUCUAGGCUUUUGCAAAAGUAAUAGCUGUAAAAACCUGCUUUCAAGGUAGAUUGGUGUCAGUUUUACUGCUGGAAAAAAUACAUUAUCUUUAAUAAAAAUAAUCUAUGUAA